Schistocerca nitens (vagrant locust) is the source of this 965-nucleotide messenger RNA. Its product is annotated as alpha-tocopherol transfer protein-like. Bases 233 to 922 code for a protein of 229 amino acids. The record is from RefSeq and is a predicted model, not a curated record. Lineage: Eukaryota; Metazoa; Arthropoda; Insecta; Orthoptera; Acrididae. Gene Ontology annotation, molecular function: phosphatidylinositol bisphosphate binding. Gene Ontology annotation, cellular component: membrane. The transcript has 4 exons.
GUUUGUCUUUCAUUUGACGUUUAAGAUGCAUUGAUCCGAAGAACUGGGAUGUUUGUAAAAUCUACAGCUCUACGGUGUUAAAGCAUGGCCUCAAGUCGGGGGCAUUACUGCUGGUUGCUUAUACACCUCCUAGGUGUAUAACUGGAUUACAUAUGACUAUGAAGGUGUUAAAAUAGCCAUAAAAUAAAGGCAAUUGUGUCAUGGUUCUUCAAAUUCAGUCUUAUAAUUUGUGAUGGCUGCCGCAACAAGCAGUUCUGGGUCCCAUCAGAGCGAAGGUAACGCAAGUGACAUACAGAGCCUGAGGCAGUGGGCUGCUGCUGAACGCGGCACUCCAGAGUUGUUUGCAAACAGAGAUAUUAGACGUCCAGAACUGCAGAUGGCACUUUCAGCUUUAAAUUAUGCUGUUUUGCCAGUUUGUGACCCUGCUGGUCACACUAUUUUGCUUCAUAGUCUAUGCAAUUAUGAGCCCUCCAGGUACGUGUUCAGUGAUGGAAUUAAACUAUUGUUGAUGAUGAUAGAUGCCUGUGUCCAUUCAGAUGGAACGUCACCAGGUUAUGUAAUGCUUUUUGAUAUGAAGGGGGUCCAGAGUGGCCAUCUUACUAAACUUAAUAUUUCUUUACUUAGGAAGUUUUUCCAGUACAUACAGGAGGGUAUGCCUAUUCGCUUACAUGCUAUACAUAUUGUGAAUGUUGUUCCAAUCAUGGGAAGAAUAAUGAGUCUCACGAAGCCAUUCAUGAAAAAGGAAUUGCUUUCACUCUUACAUCUUCAUCCAGUAGCUGAUGGAUAUGACUCCUUGUAUGAAUUUAUUCCACGAAACUGUCUCCCUAGAGACUAUGGUGGUGUUUUGGACUGUGUUGAAGAUCUUCAUGCUGAUCAUGUUAAAAGACUUGCAUCACUGCAAAGCAUAUUUUCCAAAGACUAAAUUUCAUUUUAUAAUUUUGAUUUUCAAAUGAGACAAUGUCUAU